Plectropomus leopardus (leopard coralgrouper) is the source of this 2127-nucleotide messenger RNA. It is a transcript of the gene pkia, whose product is annotated as cAMP-dependent protein kinase inhibitor alpha. Gene Ontology annotation, biological process: negative regulation of protein kinase activity. Gene Ontology annotation, molecular function: cAMP-dependent protein kinase inhibitor activity. The record is from RefSeq and is a predicted model, not a curated record. NCBI's taxonomy places the organism in Eukaryota, Metazoa, Chordata, Actinopteri, Perciformes, Serranidae.
UGAGCGUAACGGGGAACACCGAGUGGCUUUCAUGCUGAUGUGAUUGAACCUGCGAAUAUAAGGAAGCCCGUUAACGCAAACAGCCUACCUGUGCUGCUGUGUGUGCCAGGCCCUGCUAUGGUGAGGUGUGUUAGCGAUGACGGAUGUGGAGGCGACCUAUGAGGACUUCAUCGCCUCUCGGCGGUCUGGCCGCAGGAACGCCAUCCAUGAUAUCCCAGCAGCCCCUGGGGUGGAAGGACCCACUGACCUGUCACAGAGUCUGGCACAGCUCAACAUCAACAAGUCAGGAGAUGAGGGAGAAAACCCAGAGAAAAGCCAGGACUGUCCAGCUAAAGAAGAGGAGACUCAAGCUGAGGGCAGCUAAACUAACAUUUGUGAACUCAAAUAACCACUUCCUCCCUCCUACCUGAUCCCUGACUGCAAGGCCUGCCGCAUCCAAUGACUGUGAACAGACACAGCAAAAUCUUCCUCUGCCACUGUCCCACCAUCACCGUCGCUAUGGCAACCACAGCUCCCUUCUGCACUUGGGUGUGUUCCAAUUUCCUUAAAAGGCCUCCUUUCCUUGCUGCCUUUCCUUUAUGGCUGCUGAUAUGAGAUUGGAUGUGAUGUAUGGUGAGCGCAGCGUCACAUCAACAACCAAAACCAGCCCUGUUUGACUCUCGGUGGUCCUGAGAGGAAAGGAAAUAAGGGAAAAGUGGUCAUUCAAGGUUUUUGGAGCAGGCUUAAGUGUUGCCACUCCCUUCCCUCCACGCCUUGAAUCAAUCACCAGUGAUGUGACUGAAAGACUUCCAGGGAACUGAGGACAGUGAUCGCAUACUUCCUCUUCGUUUGUUUGUUUGUUUAUCUACGUCAGGUGUGACGGACUCAAUUUGAAAGAAAUGUAGGUAAACAAUGUUGCAAUCUGGCACUUUUAAUAUUGCAUUAAUUUUUUUACUCUGUCAACAUGAUCAAGGCAAAAAGCUAAAGAAAGAGCAACUCUGUUCUAUUUCAUUGGCUGGCUUCCCUGUUUCUUGCUCUCCUGCACACUGACCCAAAACCUCCCAAAUACUCACUAGCCCUCUUUGUGCACACUGCCAGGCCUCACAGAUGCUGCCAGUAUGCACUAGAUAGUGCCCUGAACAUCAUUUUAGAUUCUUUUUUUAUAUUCACAAUAUUGUAAAGCUUUUAUUCUAGAUCUUUACAUACACGUGGGGAAUUAUUGUCUGAUAUUUAGUAAAGCAACUUGCGUAUGAUUUCCCCAACUUUGAUUUAUUAUAUGAACAUUUUGUAACUUUGUAUGCAGUUUUGCUGUUAACUGUUCAAAUAUUCAUGGUGAGAUAUUGCAGUCAUUCAUGAGGUUGCUAACAGAUUUGGAAUUAAAUUUGGAAAUACUCAUUAAUCAUCUCUCUCACAGUCUGUGGCUGGUCUAUGGAGAAGUUUUCAGUUUUGUAAUAUGGGAUGGUGAUGGUGUAAACUUUUCUAUGUACAAUAAUGUCCAUAUUAUUGUGUCCUGGUAAGAUCAACACACUGCAGUUUUGCAUAUCCCAGUGUGUGACUGUGAAUGUGUGUGUGUGUGUGUCAGGAUGUGUGUGUUGGAUAAAGGUAGAUGGUGAGAUCAAGAAUUUAUUUGUUGCUGGGGAUGUGAAAAGUUCAACACUGAUUGCACUCAAGUACUUUGUGUUAUUUGAUGUAUUACAUUAGUUAAUUGAGAUUAGUGUUGUGACUGGACAGACUACUUUUGAAUUUUGCAUUUCUUGUUUCUCCCGUCAGUCAACCUUUCAUUCUCAGAGAGAACCGCCCCUCCCAAUACUAUUACUGUAGCUAUGACACACUGCCUUUUUUUCUGUUGUGUAAAUCAGAUAUGUACAUAUGCACUCUGAAAGUUUCUAUCUUGACUUUUUUGUGAUUAUCAUCCGAAGAUGGUAUCACUUGUUUUUCUUGGCUAGUUUUAUGAAAUUUUAAGAAACUGAAUGACUUGUUUGAGGGGAAUUUUUACAUUGUAUUUACAGGACAAGAGAAUUACAUUGCACUUUGAGUCAGGUAGAGUGUGAUUUAUUGACCAGUACUGUUGCACUGUAGGUGACCCAGAGCACCCAUGAUCAUGUUGUGUUUUUCAUAUUGUUCAUUCAUGAAUAAUGCCACUGCGUU